AUGCUUCUUCAUAAACCUCUUUUAUUGUCUGGGUUAUUGUUCUUUAUGGACCUCUUUUGUUGUCUGGGUUAUUGUUCUUUAUGGACCUCUUUUGUUGUCUGGGUUAUUGUUCUUUAUGGACCUCUUUUAUUGUCUGGGUUAUUGUUCUUUAUGGACCUCUUUUAUUGUCUGGGUUAUUGUUCCUUAUGGACGUCUUUUGUUGUCUGGGUUAUUGUUCCUUAUGGACGUCUUUUGUUGUCUGGGUUAUUGUUCUUUAUGGACCUCUUUUAUUGUCUGGGUUAUUGUUCUUUAUGGACCUCUUUUAUUGUCUGGGUUAUUGUUCUUUAUGGACCUCUUUUGUUGUCUGGGUUAUUGUUCUUUAUGGACGUCUUUUGUUGUCUGGGUUAUUGUUAUUUAUGGACCUCUUUUGUUGUCUGGGUUAUUGUUAUUUAUGGACCUCUUUUGUUGUCUGGGUUAUUGUUCUUUAUGGACCUCUUUUAUUGUCUGGGUUAUUGUUCUUUAUGGACCUCUUUUGUUGUCUGGGUUAUUGUUCUUUAUGGACCUCUUUUGUUGUCUGGGUUAUUGUUCCUUAUGGACGUCUUUUGUUGUCUGGGUUAUUGUUCUUUAUGGACCUCUUUUGUUGUCUGGGUUAUUGUUCUUUAUGGACCUCUUUUAUUGUCUGGGUUAUUGUUCUUUAUGGACCUCUUUUGUUGUCUGGGUUAUUGUUCCUUAUGGACGUCUUUUGUUGUCUGGGUUAUUGUUCUUUAUGGACCUCUUUUAUUGUCUGGGUUAUUGUUCUUUAUGGACCUCUUUUGUUGUCUGGGUUAUUGUUCCUUAUGGACGUCUUUUGUUGUCUGGGUUAUUGUUCUUUAUGGACCUCUUUUAUUGUCUGGGUUAUUGUUCUUUAUGGACGUCUUUUGUUGUCUGGGUUAUUGUUCUUCAUGGACCUCUUUUGUUGUCUGGGUUAUUGUUCUUUAUGGACGUCUUUUGUUGUCUGGGUUGAUCCCUGAUUCUUUAAUGUUGGUUUCUGUUUGUGAAUGA
Candidula unifasciata is the source of this 1020-nucleotide messenger RNA. Lineage: Eukaryota; Metazoa; Mollusca; Gastropoda; Stylommatophora; Geomitridae. The record is from the annotation of a GenBank genome assembly.